UGAAAGCCCCGCUCGCUCCGAUACAGGAAGUAGAAGGGAGCGAGCGCCCCAGAGCGCAGCGGCAGCUGCGGCCCGGCCCUUCCCGAGGGCCAGAGCCAGGGACGUGCGGGCGCCCGGGACUCCGCGUUCCGCGCGGCCCGGCGCCUGAGCUCCUCCGUUCCCCGUCCCGGAGCUGCUGGCGGCAUGAUCCGACACGCCGGGGCGCCCGCGCGCGGGGACCCCACGGGUCCCGUUCCAGUUGUUGGCAAAGGAGAGGAAGAGGAAGAGGAAGAUGGCAUGGGGCUUUGUCUGCCAGCCACCCCGAAGAACUGCCUUCCUCGCCGCCAGGGCAUCAGCAUCCUGGAGAAGCUCAUCAAAACAUGCCCGGUGUGGCUGCAGCUGAGUCUGGGCCAGGCAGAGGUGGCCAGGAUCCUGCACCGGGUGGUGGCCGGGAUGUUCCUGGUCCGCCGGGACAGCAGCUCGAAGCACCUGGUGCUCUGUGUCCACUUUCCUUCCCUGAACAAGAGCUUGGCCGAGGUGCUCGAAUACACCAUUAAGGAAGAAAAGUCGAUUUUGUACCUGGAAGGCUCAGCUCUUGUGUUUGAGGACAUCUUCAGACUGAUUGCGUUCUACUGUGUCAGUAGAGACUUACUGCCCUUCACACUGCGGCUGCCCCAGGCCAUCCUCGAGGCCAGCAGCUUCACGGACCUUGAGACCAUCGCCAACCUGGGUCUGGGUUUCUGGGACUCCUCGCUGAAUCCUCCACAAGAAAGAGGGAAGCCAGCAGAGCCUCCAAGAGACCGGGCCCCCGGAUCCCCGCAAAUCUCCAGCCUCAGGCCCACAGCCCAUGACGCAAACUGUGCCUGUGAAAUCGAGAUGUCGGUAGGAAAUGACCGCCUGUGGUUUGUGAAUCCUAUUUUCAUCGAGGACUGCAGCAGCGCCCUGCCCAGCAACCAGCCACCUCUUGGAAGCUGCCCUGCACACCCCUUGCCACCCACGUCUGAUACUACCUCACCCACCUCCAGGUGGGCCCCACGCCGCCCACCACCUCCUCCCCCAGUGCUGCCCCUGCAGCCCUCCAGCCCAGCCCAGCCCCCUCUGCUCCCUGCUUCUGCACCUGCCCCUGCCUGUCCUUUGCCCACCUCUCCCCCAGUGCCUGCCCCCCACGUCACACCCCAUGCCCCAGGUCCCCCAGACCAUCCGAGCCAGCCGCCCAUAACGGCCUGUGAGAGACUCCCAUGCCCCACUGCAGGCCUGGGCCCCCUCAGGGAGGAAGCGAUGAAACCAGGGGCAGCCUCCAGUCCCUUGCAGCAGGCCUCCCCCCCGCCACUGCCUGCGAAGAAGAACCUUCCCACUGCCCCUCCCAGACGCCGCGUUUCUGAGAGGGUGUCCUUAGAAGACCAAAGUCCGGGGAUGGCAGCAGAGGGGGACCAGCUCAUCCUGCCUCCCCAAGGGACCUCAGACAGUCCUGAGGACACGCCCUGGGGGAGCACGGAGCAAGGCCAGAACACAGAGGCGAAAGCCAGCGAUCCUGACAGCAUGCCGGAGCUGCCCAGGAAGGCCAAACAACCCCCAGUCCCACCCCCCAGGAAGAAACGGAUCUCUCGACAACUGGCCUCGACCCUCCCAGCUCCCUUAGAGAACGCUGAGCUCUGCACACAGGCGAUGGCCUUGGAGACACCCACGCCGGGUCCACCCAGAGAGGGCCAAAGCCCUGCUUCUCAGGCUGGGACUCAGCACCCUCAGGCCCAGGCCAUUGCCCAUUCCCAGAGCUCUCCAGAGUUCAAGGGCUCCCUGGCCUCCCUCUCAGAUAGCUUGGGGGUGUCUGUCAUGGCCACCGACCAGGACUCCUACUCCACUAGCAGCACGGAGGAGGAGCUGGAGCAGUUCAGCAGCCCCAGCGUGAAGAAGAAGCCCUCCAUGAUCCUGGGCAAGGCCCGGCACCGGCUGAGCUUUGCCAGUUUCAGCAGCAUGUUCCACGCUUUCCUCUCCAACAACCGCAAGCUGUACAAGAAGGUGGUGGAGCUGGCGCAGGACAAGGCCUCGUACUUUGGCAGUCUGGUGCAGGACUAUAAGGUGUACAGCCUGGAGAUGAUGGCGCGCCAGACCUCCAGCACAGAGAUGCUGCAGGAGAUUCGCACCAUGAUGACCCAGCUCAAGAGCUACCUGCUGCAGAGCACCGAGCUCAAGGCCCUGGUGGACCCCACCCUGCACUCUGAGGAGGAGCUCGAAGCAAUUGUAGAGUCCGCCUUGUACAAAUGUGUCCUGAAGCCCCUGAAGGAAGCCAUCAACUCAUGCCUGCAUGAGAUCCACAGCAAGGACGGUUCGCUGCAGCAGCUCAAGGAGAACCAGCUAGUGAUCCUGGCCACCACCACCACCGACCUAGGCGUGACCACCAGCGUGCCGGAGGUGCCCAUGAUGGAGAAGAUCCUGCAGAAGUUCGCCGGCAUGCACAAGGCCUACUCACCCGAGAAGAAGAUCUCCAUCCUGCUCAAGACCUGCAAACUCAUCUACGACUCCAUGGCCCUCGGCAACCCAGGGAAGCCCUAUGGGGCGGAUGACUUCCUGCCUGUGCUCAUGUAUGUGCUGGCCCGCAGCAACCUCACGGAGAUGCUUCUCAAUGUGGAGUACAUGAUGGAGCUCAUGGACCCCGCCCUGCAGCUGGGGGAGGGUUCCUACUAUCUGACCACCACCUACGGGGCCCUGGAGCACAUCAAGAACUACGACAAGAUCACGGUGACCCGGCAGCUAAGCGUGGAGGUGCAGGACUCCAUCCAUCGCUGGGAGCGCCGGCGUACGCUCAACAAGGCCCGUGCCUCCCGCUCCUCCGUGCAGGGACUCCGAGUCGCCUCUUCAUCUCCCAGAACGGUCGGCCCAGCUGGGAAGCCAGGCUCGCGGCAGAGACUGGAAAGACGCAGGACUUCAUCUGCGUGUCGUACCUGGAGCCCGAGCAGCAGGCGCGGACGCUGGCGUCGCGGGCGGACACCCCAGCCCAGGCGCUGUGCGCGCAGUGCGCGGAGAAGUUCGCAGUGGCUCGGCCGCAGGCGCAUCGGCUGUUCGUGCUGGUGGAUGGGCGCUGCUUCCAGCUGGCGGACGACGCGCUGCCGCACCGCAUCAAGGGCUACCUGCUGCGCAGCGAGCCCAAGCGCGACUUCCAUUUUGUCUACCGGCCCCUGGACGGUGGCGGCGGCGGCGGGAGCCCACCCUGCCUGGUGGUGCGGGAGCCCAACUUCCUGUGAGUCCCUCCCGGGUCGCCUUCCCUCACCCCCAGGCGCGCAUCUGGCUCUGCCUCUGGCUGCGCACUCCCGACAGCGACGUCCACGCAGCACAGGGACAUGGGCCAUUCCAUGACGUGCCCAGGCCAACGUCGCAGGACAGUUGUGAAAAUAACGUGACGCGCGGCCAAGACCACUUCCUGAGGGCAAGUCAUAGAGCACUGAGACACUGAGAGGCCAUGUUCUUCAUGAGACAGAAAGGGAAACUGAGACUCAGAGAGGAGAGAGGCGCUCCAGGCCGCUGCAGCCGACAAACCCGCGCCCUCUUCACACGCAGCUCCUUAGGCCAUUCCCCAUGAGUCCCCCACACCCACCCUAUCCUCGGUCUUUACAAAGACGGGCCCGAGCUUAGUUUCCCCAGGACUGGCCAAGGAAGGGGCACUGGCCACAGCUGCUCCCCGCGCCCCUCAGGGUGGACCCAGCAUCUCAGGAGCACCUCAGGGUGUGGGUUAAGAGACAGGCCUCCACCCCUGCACCAGAGCCUGUCCUUAGCUCCCAGUGCCCCCAGACCCCGCAGCUCUGUGCCCCGCAAGAAGCAGCCAGACACACGCCGGGGCGCCAAGCAGGGCCAGCUCCAUGGACCCAUGGACAAGCCCAGCCCCGCCUCAGGGAAAACAGGGCCUUUCCCUACAGGACACGCCCCAGAGCUGUGGCAGAUUGCAGGAGCCAUCGCGUGGGGAGAAUUUAAUAAAAAUCCCUUUUGAAAAUGA
Molecule: messenger RNA, 3964 nt
Organism: Rhinopithecus roxellana (golden snub-nosed monkey)
Lineage: Eukaryota; Metazoa; Chordata; Mammalia; Primates; Cercopithecidae
Gene: RIN3
Product: Ras and Rab interactor 3
Exons: 11
Coding region: 184-3330 (1048 amino acids)
Biological process (GO): signal transduction; vesicle-mediated transport
Cellular component (GO): endocytic vesicle; cytosol
Molecular function (GO): guanyl-nucleotide exchange factor activity; small GTPase binding
Source: RefSeq, a predicted model, not a curated record